Messenger RNA from Saccostrea echinata, 1254 nucleotides. Its product is annotated as serine/threonine-protein phosphatase 6 regulatory ankyrin repeat subunit A-like. Gene Ontology annotation, molecular function: protein binding. The coding region runs from base 1 to 1254 and encodes 417 amino acids. NCBI's taxonomy places the organism in Eukaryota, Metazoa, Mollusca, Bivalvia, Ostreida, Ostreidae. The record is from RefSeq and is a predicted model, not a curated record. The transcript is spliced from 3 exons.
AUGCAGAAAAACAAUAGUAAUGGUGAUCAAGAAAAGAAAGAAGUUCCAAAAGAUCAAGAUUCGGAAUUUCUGUCUCUAAUAGAUGUUUGCAAAAACGGCGAGUCAGAAGAAUACUAUUCCUUGCAUUCGAUACUAUCCAAAAAUGUUAGCAAACGUGACCAGAUAGGUCGGACUCUUCUACAUCAUGCUGCGUAUGGUGGAAACGAGCAAAUAUUUCACGACCUCUUACAUUACAUUGAGUUAAAUGAAGCUGAUAAAAUUGGCAGGACCGCUCUCCACAUAGCUGCUAGGAGAGGAAACACAAACAUAGUUAAAUAUAUACUUACAUGUAAGAGUUCUUCAAAAGAUGAAUUGCUUCAUGCGAAAGAUAAAAAUGGACUCAACCCGUUCUGCUAUGCUGCACUAGCUGGACACGUUUCUACAAUUGAGAUAUUCAAGGAAGAAGGCUUUGAUGUUGUCAAUUACCAAACUAAAUAUGGAGAAACUCUUGCGCACCUUGCUUGUAUAGGUAACAGUGAAGAAAUUCUAGAAAUGUCAUUUGCAGUUAUUCAGAAAAAAAAUAAAAUGGAUUGGAAACCGCUACAAUAUGCAGCAAAAUCAGGUUAUGUGGAGUUGAUAAAGUAUUUUUCCAAGAAUAAAGUUCCGGAUUUAAAUAAAACCGAAGAUUUAAAAAACCCCUUUCACUCUGCUUGUGAAAACGGACAUUUAGAGGCAUGUAAAAUUAUUGCUGAGAAAUUUCCGAAGUGCAUUAAUGCAUCAGACAAACAAGGGAGAAAUGCCGGACAUUUUGCAGCUAAAAGUGGAAAAGUGGGAGUUUUACAAUAUCUGAUCGAUGUGUGUAAGAUUGAAGUGGAUGAAGAGUCAUCUCAGGGUAUCAACAUCCUACACGUUGCCUGUCGACAUGGCAGAUUUGAAAUGGUAAAAUACAUAGCUGAAAGAUAUCCUGAUCUAGUAAAUAAAGAAAGCAAAAAGGGCUGGAAUGCUGCCUUAUUUCUUGGUGAACUAGGAGGAGCUGAUGAAAAAAGAAUUAAAAUUUUGGAAUAUUUAGUUGCAGAACACGAUUUGUUCGUGUAUCAUGUCUCCAGAGCUGGAAAAUCUAUUCUGUACAACGCCUGUGCUAACAGGUCGAACAGACUAUGUAAAUAUCUUCUCAAAAAUUAUCCUGAUCUUCUAACAAUUGAAAGAUCGAUGGAUCUAAGCAAUUGCGUGCAAAUUGAAGAAAUAGAAAAACUCUUAGAGGAAUGUUCUUCGUAA